GAAAAGAGAGGAAAGGGAGAGUGAGGGUGUGCUGUUUGAGAGUGUGAGGAGGGGCAAGAGGAGUGUUCGUCCAAACGUAAGAAGAGAGCGGACCCCUCUUGAGAGCACUACUGACCAAUGGCAGGCCAUGCUGGACGCAGCAGACGAGAGUCAGAAACCGUUCUUUCAAAAACUAUAUGAUGAUGCCGUACAGAGGGAAAGGGAGGCGGAGGCAGCAACUAGAGCUACGAGUAUAGCUGCGCGGGAGGCCCUCCUACAGGUUCCGGAAGCCAAUGCUGACCGGUUCCAGGAGAGGCUAGCUGCUGCCGUCGCAGCCUUGGUCCGGCUGCGGAACUUGGAAGAUCUCGAGUCCCGUGUGACAGCACUUGAGCAGCGGAACCAAGAGUUGCAGGCUAAAGUAAAUAGCCUGGAACAGUCCCAACUGUCUGCCCCCCGCCCUCCUAACUCUCGAUCUGCUGUAAUCCGAGUCUCUCAGUCCAGCACAGCCCUCGUUCCAAGGGCCAACGGAACUGUGGCAAGUGCAGGAACUGGUGCCAGCUCCUCGAGCGGCAGCACCGGCAGUUCUGCACUGGUCACAAUCCCAAAUGCAGGAACUUCAGCCCAAAACGCCGCAGUUCUUACUGGCGUUCAGUACAGCGGUCCCAUGGUGGACAAGCGGGCGGCCACGCUGCCGUCCAAGUACGACGGGAAGGCUGACAUCACCUCUUGGAUUAGUUCCAUGAGGUCAUACUUCGAGGUCAUGCGGACACCGCAAGAGGACCGAAGUAUGAUCAUGGGGACUAAUACCGAGCCCGCCGUACGCAACCACAUUGAGCUCCAAGUUGUUGCUGCAGGCUAUGAGCGCAUAGACCCGACUGAAUGGCUGAAGGUUACCCCUGUUCGCGCUCUUGAAGAUGUUCUCCUUGACCGGUAUCAGGAUAAACACGCUGCGCUCAAGGCUAGGCUGAAGCUUGAGGCCCUCAAAGGCCAAACAUGGAGGUCAUCCAUGCAAGCUUUAGAACAACACUUGACAGGUCUAUUCACCACUCCGGAUCUGGGGAUGACUGACGUGUCUUGCAUGGAUGUAGUCAUGAGAGUGGCCCCUAAAGAAUACCUCUCCCUGCUAGCACUCAAAGAUCAUGCUACCUGGCGAGAGCUCAUGAAGGAUCUAGUCAACCUAGAGGCCAAAGACCUCGCCAGGCGCAAGAAGGCGCCGCUGCAGGUGGGAAACCACAACGCAAGCGGUUGGGAAGCAGCAACCAGCUUGCACUGCAUGACCAUCGGGAGGCUGAGGAUCAGAUUGCUAUCGUCUUCAGGGAAACAGGCAAGGGGCGUAGAGGAGUCGUCAACACUCUCUACAGCAAGGAAAGUUGGGCAGUCAGUUGCAGGCCCUUCCGAGGAGCCUGGAUCUGAUCAGCAGCUUGCUCUUGAAGUCCGAACUGAUGUUUAUUCCAAGGCUGGUGCAGUCCAAGUAUUAUACACUGAGCCUUGGGAGGAGUCUAGAGAAGUUGACCUCCACGCCCACAUGGAGCAUUGGCUGCAGCUCAAACAGCAACGCUGUGUUCAGGGGAGCGUGGAGUUGGCCUUCUUUAAACUACUCAUUAACCGCCGAUACAUCCGUGUGUUGAUUGACAGUGGCUCCACCACUAAUUUCUUCUCUCCGAACGGGAUUCGUAAGGCGGGCCUGGGUAUGAAGCAAGUGGAACUGCAGAACCCUUGCCGRACUYAGGUGGGCAACCAAGAGGUUGUCACUUUUACUCAUGCUGUCAAAGGUGUGCGCAUCACCUUUGACAAAAAUCGCACUGUCACACAUGAGCUAAAUUUUUAUGUCUUGGACAAAUGUCCGUUCGACGCGGUCAUUGGCUUGGGCUGGCUAAAGGCUCAUUGCCUAAGGACCACAUGGGCGGACAAUCGGUUCGUGGUUCUCGAUGCUGAGGGGAACGAGCGUACCGUCUUACUAGACGAGACGCGCGAGUCCCCUGUGACUCUUCUCAGUGCUAACAAAUUCUGCAGGUCAGUGCGCAGGCGCAAGGAAGCUGAGUUUGUACAUAUAGCUCUUGUAAAGCCUCUCCAUGUGCCUACUUUUGCUGCAUUUUCUACCUCUGAAGGUAACUCUACCUCUACUACUACUUCUGUUCCACCUACUUCUACUGUAAAUGAUCAAUCUAUUUCUGAUCCAAAUACUUCGAAACCGGUUGUGAUUGCUGUAAAUUCUCGAUCUGAUUUUCUCUCCCCUGAUGAGGAUGAUCCGCCACCGGAAAUCCCAGCGAACAUUCGCCUUCUAUUAGAUCGAUUUCCGGAAGUGUUGGCUGAACCGCGCGGAGUUCCCGAGCGUCCAGUCAAGCACAAAAUCGAAAUAAUAGAAGGGAGUGUUCCUCCAAAGCGUUGUGUCUAUCGUAUGGGACAAGGCGAGUUGGAGGAGCUGCGGAGACAGAUCGAUGACAUGAUUGACCGUGGAUGGAUUAGGCCUAGUGAGUCUGAGUUUGGUGACCCUGUCCUGUUUGUAUGGAAGAAAGGAGGCAAGCUCCGAAUGUGCAUUGACUAUCGUGGCUUGAACCGGAUCACUAGAAAAAAUGCGUACCCUUUGCCUCGCAUGGAUGAUCUGUUGGAUGCGGUCGGUGGUUGCAAGGUCUUCUCCAAAAUUGACCUUAAGUCUGGCUACCACCAGAUUGAAGUCGAUCAGAGUGACCAGCACAAAACCGCGUUCAAGACACGCGAUGGGCUGUACGAAUUUAUCGUUAUGCCCUUCGGCCUUACGAACGCACCAGCCACAUUUCAGUCCCUCAUGGACAAGGUACUCCGCCACCAACUUAACAGGUUUGUGGUUGUGUAUCGUGAUGACAUUCUGAUUUUCAGCAAGUCCAUGGAGGAGCACGUCAAGCAUCUUGAGGAGGUCUUGCAAGUCCUCAAAGAUGCUCAACUGCACAUCAACUUGGAGAAAUCUGAGUUUGGCAGGGACAGCGUCAUCUAUCUUGGGCACCGGUUGUCUGCAAACGGCCUUGAGCCGGAGGCAACCAAGGUUGAGGUCAUUCAAAACUGGCCUCAACUGGCGAACGUACGCGAACUGCGUUCUUUUCUCGGUUUGGCUUCUUAUUACUGGGGUUCAUACGACCUCCGAAGGAAACUGAAGGAGGAUCUGGUUGAACACACCGCCAAGGAUCCGGACCUUAGUCCCAUCCUUGAGCAACUUAAGGCUGACCCCAACAGCCAGCCUGAUUUUCACGAAUGCGAUGGUCUUGUAUUCCGCCAGUACGGGAAAUUUGAUCGCUUGUGUGUUCCUAACCAUGCGCCUCUCCGGACUCAUUUCCUGGAUUUGGUACAUGGUCGGAGUGGGCAUUUCGGCUUUGAGAAGACUUAUGGAAGUCUUCUCCAGCAGUUUGAUUGGCCGGGAAUGAAGGGAUCUGCUCAGAAAUUUAUUGUUGAGUGUCAAGUCUGUCAGAGAACCAAGGUCCACAGGCAUAAGCCUUAUGGCCUGCUGAGACCUCUCCCAAUCCCUGAUGGCCCCGGGGAAUCGGUCUCUAUCGAUUUCACGGACAUGGGGAAGGUGAGUACGGCAGGGAAUUCACAAGUCAUGGUCAUUGUGGAUCGCUUCUCUAAAUUUCUGAAUCUGAUUUUUCUACCUCCUCAUGCACCGACUGAACUGGUGAUCGAAGAGUUUCACCAGCAGUACAUUCUGCAGUAUGGGCCCCCGAAAACUCUUGUGAGUGAUCGGGACACCAGAUUCAUCAGCGAGGAUUGGAAGGACUUCACUGCCCAGAUCUACGACAUCAAACUGAACAUGACUUUUGGCCGACACCCUGAAGCCAAUGGAUUGGCUGAUAAUCAACCAGACCGUCACCCAGCUGCUGCGCGCAUUGAUUGUGCCAGAUCAGAACACAUGGGAUAAGGACUUGCAUAAAGUAAAGGGGUUGUACAACA
Molecule: messenger RNA, 3897 nt
Organism: Chara braunii
Lineage: Eukaryota; Viridiplantae; Streptophyta; Charophyceae; Charales; Characeae
Source: the annotation of a GenBank genome assembly